UACCAUCCCACAAGGAGCUCCCUCCCGAUGGAGGAUCGUCCGCCCCCGCCGGGUCUGUCUGGCCCGGGGAGCCCCAUGGGGCGGAGGGAGGAGCGCGCAGGGCCAUGUGAGCAGCUGGCGGCGGCAGCGGCCUCGGGGAAGACAGAUGGGGUGAGAGACAGCGCGGGUCCGGCUGUCAGCGGCCGAGCCCCGCCGCGGAGGGAGCCCCUCCUCCCGCCGUGCGCUCCCGGCCGGGGCAACCAUGGCGUCCAGCGAGGAGGACGGAGGUGGAAACGGCGCGGUGGAGGAGAAGGAGAAGGGCAAGAAACGGAAGCUAGGCGCCCUGGCCACAGCCUGGCUCAUCUUCUACAACGUCGCCAUGACCGCGGGGUAGUCCACUGUGCAGUUGGAAUAGUUCGCACAUCUGUGCUUGUGACUGGGGUCCAAGUGAGUUCAAGAAUCUUCAUGGUGUGGUUCAUUGCACAUAGUAUAAAACAGAUCCAGAAUGAGGAGAGCGUUAUUCUUUUUCUGGUGGUAUGGACUGUGACAGAGAUUACUCGAUAUUCCUUCUACACAUUCAACCUGCUCAACCAUUUGCCAUACUUCAUUAAAUGGGCCAGAUACAACUUUUUUAUCAUUUUGUAUCCUGCUGGAGUUGCAGGUGAACUGCUAACCAUAUAUGCUGCUUUACCCUAUGUGAAGAAAACAGGAAUGUUUUCACUGAGACUUCCCAACAAAUAUAAUGUCUCCUUUGACUACUAUUACUUCCUUAUUAUUGUCAUGUUCUCCUAUGUGCCAUUAUUUCCACAACUCUACUUCCACAUGCUGCGGCAGAGAAGAAGGGUGCUUCAUGGAGAAGUGAUUGUGGAAAAGGACGACUGAAUCAAGAUGUGUAACUAUGGUGCUUUUAGUGGAAAACAAAAAAGAGGGUAAAACCUCAAUAUUUCCUGUGAUUUUUCUGAGUCCAAGUUUUAAAACAUGGAACAAGAAUAAACAACUGUGCAUAAAAUA
Molecule: messenger RNA, 990 nt
Organism: Pipra filicauda (Wire-tailed manakin)
Lineage: Eukaryota; Metazoa; Chordata; Aves; Passeriformes; Pipridae
Gene: HACD1
Product: 3-hydroxyacyl-CoA dehydratase 1
Exons: 6
Coding region: 28-861 (277 amino acids)
Biological process (GO): dephosphorylation; fatty acid elongation; very long-chain fatty acid biosynthetic process
Cellular component (GO): endoplasmic reticulum membrane
Molecular function (GO): phosphatase activity; 3-hydroxyacyl-CoA dehydratase activity
Source: RefSeq, a predicted model, not a curated record